Spirodela intermedia is the source of this 1763-nucleotide messenger RNA. Lineage: Eukaryota; Viridiplantae; Streptophyta; Magnoliopsida; Alismatales; Araceae. The record is from the annotation of a GenBank genome assembly.
AUGGGCGCUACCACAGAAUGGUUGAUCCUCCCCCUCUCCCUUGCCGCCAAAUGUGGUGCCUCUCAGUCCUCGCUCAGUUUCCUUGCCCUCCUGGUCUCUUUCUCUUCGCUUGCGGCCGUGCUUCUAUACUGGUUAACCCCGGGCGGCCCCGCCUGGGGAAGGUAUUGGUGGACGAAAGGAGGCCACCGUAAGCUGAUUCCCGGCCCGCGAGGUUACCCCAUAGUGGGCAGCAUGGGGCUCAUGCGCACACUCGCCCACCGCCAGCUCGCCGCAGCCGCCGAGCGCUUCGGCGCCCGACGGCUCAUGGCUUUCAGCCUCGGCGAGACAAGGGUCAUCGUCACAGGUGACCCAUACAUGGCGAAGGAGAUCCUCAACAGCUCCAUAUUCGCCGACCGCCCUAUCAAGGAGUCCGCUUACGGGCUCAUGUUCCACCAGGCCAUCGGCUUCGCCCCUUAUGGCGUGUACUGGCGCAUGCUCCGCCGGAUUUCCUCCACGCACCUAUUUUGUCCGAAGCAAAUCGGCAUGGCGGCGCCGAAGCGGGCGAGCAUUGCGGCCCAAAUGGCGGCCUCAUUUAGGAGGAGUGGAGGAGGAAACUCGGUCGUCAGAGUUCGGGAUGUCCUUAAGUGCGCCUCCCUCAACAACAUCAUGUGGUCUGUCUUCGGGCGUAACUACGACUUUACUACAGCGGCGGAGGAGGUGAAGGAACUGAGGUUCUUGGUAGAGGAAGGCUAUGAUUUACUUGGGAAGCUCAACUACUCCGACCACUUGCCGCUCCUUGCCUUCCUCGACCUUCAGGGAAUACGCCGUCGCUGCUCUAACCUUAUGCCACGAGUUAAUCGCUUCGUUGGCCGUAUCAUCAAGGAGCACCGUGCAAAUACGGCGCGUCCGAUUGCUUCCGACUUCGUCGACGUCCUACUCUCCCUGCAAGGCGGAGGCGACGGCUUGUCCGAUUCCGAUAUGGUUGCCGUCCUCUGGGUAAGCAAGGAAUCAAAUCACACACUCCCCCCCUCCUAUUGUACCACUUCUUCGCCGUAUCGGUCCUCGGCGGAGCCGCCAGCCAAUUCGAGCAACCAUCCCAAUCGUCAUAAUGAUCUUCGUCGCUGAUCAUUCUAACCACGGUUUGUGCGCAGGAGAUGAUAUUUCGAGGGGUGGACACGGUCUCAGUGCUGAUAGAGUGGGUUCUGGCCCGGAUUGUGCUGCACGAGGACGUCCAGUGGAAAGUCCACGCUGAGUUGGAUCGGGUUGUGGGCCAGUCCAGGCCGGUCCAGGAGUCCGACGUCGCGUUGUUGCCCUUCCUCAACGCCGUCAUAACGGAGGUCCUCAGGCUACACCCCCCGGGCCCGCUCCUCUCUUGGGCUCGUCUGGCCACGUCAGAUGUGGUGCUCGACGGGCGGCUGGUCCCGGAGGGGACCACCGCAAUUGUCAACAUGUGGGCCGUCACCCACGACUCGCACGUGUGGCCUGAGCCCGAAGAGUUUCGGCCAGAGAGGUUCCUGGCGGAGGGGACCGCCGGCGGCUUCGAGUUCUCGUCGCUUUUCGGCUCGGAUCUAAGGCUAGCACCGUUCGGGUCUGGUCGGAGGAGCUGCCCCGGUAAGGCUCUGGCUAUGGCCACCGUCAGCUACUGGGUGGCGGUGCUGCUGCAUGAGUUCGAGUGGCUCCCGCCGUCGCCUAAGAAGAGCAGUGUUGACCUAUCGGAGGUUCUAAGACUGUCCUGCGAGAUGGCGGUUCCACUCACCGUAAGGCUGCGCUGCCGAAGAGAAUGA